AUGGAGCAUCUCCCUCAAAAGAACCUCCGGUCCAACCAACAGGUAUGGCCCAAGAAAUCGCCCAGCGGCUCAGAUGGUCUCUUCCCUGUUUGGACAGCAGCGAAACAUUAUGGGUCUCUGCAAAGCAUUGAACAUCUCUUCAUUGAAGCGAGCAAAGGCUUCAGCGAUGUCGAGCAACAGCGCGAUUGUCUCACGGAUGAUGGCAACGUCCUUGUGGCUGCGUACUACGAUUUCAUGGCCGAAUGGGUUUACUUUUCAACCAUCCUUCGCAUAGAUUACCUCAACACUAUCAUGAGAACUUCUGGGGCUGACGAAGUCUGA
Molecule: messenger RNA, 321 nt
Organism: Clonostachys byssicola
Lineage: Eukaryota; Fungi; Ascomycota; Sordariomycetes; Hypocreales; Bionectriaceae
Source: the annotation of a GenBank genome assembly